Messenger RNA from Microtus ochrogaster (prairie vole), 2918 nucleotides. It is a transcript of the gene Lsm12, whose product is annotated as LSM12 homolog. Lineage: Eukaryota; Metazoa; Chordata; Mammalia; Rodentia; Cricetidae. Gene Ontology annotation, molecular function: RNA binding. The record is from RefSeq and is a predicted model, not a curated record.
GGGCCCGGCUUUCGCCCGCUGCUGCCGCCGCCGCCGCGGGCCGCGGCUGCUCUCCCAAGAUGGCGGCUCCUCCGGGCGAGUAUUUCAGCGUUGGGAGCCAGGUGUCGUGCCGGACGUGCCAGGAGCAGCGGCUGCAGGGCGAGGUGGUAGCCUUCGACUACCAGUCCAAAAUGCUGGCUCUAAAAUGUCCCUCUUCCAGUGGAAAGCCCAACCACGCAGACAUCUUGCUUAUAAACUUACAAUAUGUUUCAGAAGUGGAAAUAAUUAAUGAUCGAACAGAAACCCCUCCUCCCCUAGCUUCGCUCAAUGUUAGUAAGCUUGCCAGCAAAGCACGGACGGAGAAGGAGGAGAAGCUGAGCCAGGCCUAUGCAAUCAGUGCUGGCGUCUCCCUGGAGGGCCAGCAGCUCUUCCAGACCAUUCACAAGACCAUUAAAGACUGUAAAUGGCAAGAAAAAAACAUCGUAGUCAUGGAAGAAGUUGUUAUUACACCCCCAUAUCAAGUGGAAAAUUGUAAAGGCAAAGAGGGGAGUGCACUGAGCCAUGUACGAAAAAUAGUUGAAAAACAUUUUAGAGAUGUGGAAAGCCAAAAGAUACUGCAGCGUUCACAAGCCCAACAACCACAGAAGGAGGCUGCCCUGUCAUCCUGAGUCCACAGACAUGGAGGACUCUUCCAGCAUCUAGCCACAGAGAUGGUGGUGGUGGCUUCAGCGGAGGCAGGCCGGGGGAGGGAAGGGAUCCUAUAUUUCCUGCUGACUCUUACUAAAGAGUCAGUGUUUCAGAAAACCUAGACUUGAACAAACACCCAACAAAAAAAGAACAAGAGAAUAAUUUAAAAGUUGAAUCAUUACUUGACUAACAGACUUCGGCCCACCAUGUCCUUUUCACAGCCCCUUCUGGAACAGUCAUCUUGUUAGUUUUAUUUUUGCAAAUUCCUUUCCACUCUGUCCUUCACCUGUGACUUUCCUUUCCUAGUCUGUUUCUGCCAUUCUGUUUUUAUAAGUGGAUAUACUUGCCUUCUGAAUGAUUGAAAGAAACUUUUACAUCUUUUCUUCCAAAAUAAAAGUAACAAGCUGACUGUGAUUCUGAAGUUGAGACCGGAGCAGAAGACAGAGGUCUCACUUGAAAUUUUUCAUUUUUUUCUUGACUUUUUUUUUCCUUUUUUUUUUUGCACAGGGCAUGGCUUGAAUUAGUUUUAUUUUUCUUAACUUUAAAUAUAUAUAUGGAAAUAUAUAUUAAAAUGUUCUCUAAGUAUUUUCUGCUCCUUGCAGGUCUCUUUUUACUAGAUCAUGGCCACUCUUCCCACCUCAUCCCUCUGAAAACAAAAAUGUGUCCUUUCUACCACUCAGAGCCUGCCGAUUAACUUGACUUAGUUCACAGCGAGGACUUCCUGCAGCCCUGCAGAGCCAGUGUACAGAUGGGAUUGGCCUUGAGGGUCCUGAUGGCUUUCUGGUCUUUAACUGUAUGUACCGGUCUCACAUUUGGUCCCAACCUCAGGACUCCCUCUGCCUUUGUCUUCAUGGUACUAGACGAACUCUCAGCAAUCUCCACUUGGGAGUCAGCGCCCCUCCCCUGUGCCUCUGCAGGAACAACUGGCUUGCAUGGCACAUCUCAGCUCUUCUCCUCCGGGCUGAUUUUCUCUUCUAUGAAACCUGGACUCGAUCUACCCUGACCUUUCUUAAGUCUAUGUCCAGAGCCUCUAGCCCAAGAAAAGCUUGAAUAAUCUCUAGUUUCUCUUCUACCAUCCUCCUGCUCUUCGGCCCCCUCCUACCCCCUGAAAUCUUACAAGCUAAUGACAGUUUGUAUGUGCUUAGCCAAUGAGCAGAAAACCUUGAAAGAAUUUCUGGACUUUAGCCCACUAGUUUGCCUGGUUUGACUAACCUGCUGAGAGCCAAAACUGGUACUUGAUGCCCCUGCACCUCCAGGGUAGUCUCAUGGGGCAGAGUGCUACCACCUGAAUAUCAGGCACUGAGUGGGACAUGGGUGAUGCUCAUGUGACUGGCUAGAGCUUUGGGGGUAGGGUGGGGCUAAUUUUUUUUUGGCCAUGAUCUCUUUUCCCUUUUUUUUUAAUUAAAUAAAUGGAUCAAAAUUAAAUAAUUCAAGCCCUGCCUUCAAAAUGGAAAAAAAAAACCGUGUUUUUUUUUUUUUUAGUAUUGUUUAGCAAAAACAAUAAAACCCAAAUUUUUUUAACCAUCACUCAUGUUUGUGCGUACUUUAGUGCCCCCAAAUGAAGGGUCUGAAAUGUAGAAGAGUAUGCCUGCUGAGUUCAGCCUCUCUUUAGAUGGCUGCUUUUCUCUUUAUCCACUCUUACCACUGAGAGCUCCUGCAGAAGUACAGUGCAAGUACAGUGUGCUAUAGGAGGGGUCCAGACUGGGGAGGUGGCUUAACAGGUAAGGGCGCUUGGUGCACAAGCCUGGUGAGCCAGGUUGGAUUCCCGGAACCCACAGAAAAAGGGAAGGAGACCGACUCCAUAAAGUCGUCUUCUGGCCUCCAUAUGCAUUCUGUGGUGGGCACACCCAUGAGCACACACGUUUUAAAAGGGGAGGAACCCAGAGAGAGAGAGAGAGAGAGAGUGUGUGUGUGUGUGUGUGUAAUAUUCAUAGAGCAGUCAUUCAUUAUAAGUGGCUUGAUAGAGCAGCUGAAAAGAAAACCCAUUCAUCACUUGCUGAUCUCCAAAUUCAAAGAACAACCUUUGAUUUAAUUCACACAGAAUUGUAGACCUUAGAGAAGAGACCUUGUCGCUGUUGAGUUCAAGUCCUUAACUCUUUUCUCUUGUUCCUAUUUUUUUUUUAAGUUGUAGUUUUUCCUAACGAUUUCACUCUUUCGUUCUGUCUGUCCUGGAACUCUGUAGAUCGGACUGGCCUCAGACUCCCUGAGAUCCGUCUGCUUCUGCCUCGAGUGUUGGGAUUAAAGGUGUGCCU